AUGAAGGCUUCUGUGCUUUCGCUGGUCGCUGCCACUGCCCUGGGCGCUUCUACCGCCCUCGCCAAAACAGACCCCGUCACCGUCAAGGGCAACGCUUUCUUUGCGGGGAACAAUAGGUUCUACGUGCGUGGUGUUGACUAUCAGCCGGGUGGUACAUCCAAGCUAGUUGACCCGCUUGCCGACCCGACCAUCUGCAAAAGAGAUAUUGAAUAUUUCAAGAAACUCGGCCUCAACACCGUCCGUAUCUACACCGUUGAUAACAGCAAAAGCCAUGAAGAGUGCAUGCGCGCCUUAUCCGACGCCGGAAUCUACUUGGUGUUGGAUGUGAACACGCCCAAGUACUCCAUCAACCGCAAUGACCCCGCACCCUCGUACAACGACGUCUACCUUCAGAAUGUCUUUGCCACUGUUGACUUGUUUGCCAAAUAUGACAACACCUUGGCCUUCUUCUCCGGAAACGAAGUAAUCAACGAUGAGAAGACGUCCAGCACGGCUCCUUACAUCAAAGCUGUGACCCGUGAUAUCCGCCAGUAUAUCCGCAACCGGAAACUAAGAGAGAUCCCAGUCGGCUACUCUGCUGCAGACGUGAGUGCCAAUCGUCUGGAGACAGCUCAAUAUAUGAACUGUGGCUCCGAUGACGAGAGAAGCGACUUCUUCGCCUUUAACGACUACUCCUGGUGCUCGCCGUCGUCCUUUACUGGAUCGGGCUGGGAUCAGAAGGUGAAAAACUUCACCGGCUACGGACUUCCUCUUUUCCUCUCCGAAUACGGAUGCAACACAAACAAGCGUGAUUUUGGUGAGGUGGCGUCCCUGUACUCUGAUUCAAUGACUGGUGUCUACUCUGGGGGCCUUGUCUAUGAGUACACUCAAGAGGCCAACAACUACGGUUUAGUCAAAAUCAAGGGCAACAAUGUUGAGGAGCUCCCCGACUUCGAAGCUUUGAGAAAGGCCUUUGCUGGGACAAAGAAUCCAUCGGGUGACGGAGGCUACAACUCUAGAGGCGGUUCUAGCAACCCUUGCCCUGCGAGAAAUGCUCCCAACUGGGAUGUCCAAGGCACCUCCCUGCCUGCUAUUCCUGAGCCAGCGAAGAAAUUCAUGACAGAGGGAGCUGGCAAGGGUGCCGGUCUCGAAGGCCCAGGAAGCCAGAAUGCAGGGACCAGAUCUUCCGGUACUUCGACCCCCGGCGCCGGCGGUGCUCCCAAAAAGGCCGCCGCCUUCAGCUUGCGCCCCGAGUCCGGCCUUGCGCCGGUGGUUUGUGCUCUGGCCGUUGUGGUGUCGACGAUGUUUGGAGCGUCCUUCGUUUUUCUCGCUUGA
Molecule: messenger RNA, 1314 nt
Organism: Ophidiomyces ophidiicola
Lineage: Eukaryota; Fungi; Ascomycota; Eurotiomycetes; Onygenales; Onygenaceae
Gene: GAS5
Product: 1,3-beta-glucanosyltransferase
Exons: 7
Coding region: 1-1314 (437 amino acids)
Biological process (GO): fungal-type cell wall (1->3)-beta-D-glucan biosynthetic process
Cellular component (GO): fungal-type cell wall; cytoplasm
Molecular function (GO): 1,3-beta-glucanosyltransferase activity
Source: RefSeq, a predicted model, not a curated record